This is a messenger RNA of Dendronephthya gigantea, 1442 nucleotides long. RefSeq names its product exosome complex component RRP43-like. Gene Ontology annotation, cellular component: nuclear exosome (RNase complex); cytoplasmic exosome (RNase complex). NCBI's taxonomy places the organism in Eukaryota, Metazoa, Cnidaria, Anthozoa, Malacalcyonacea, Nephtheidae. The transcript has 11 exons. The coding region runs from base 7 to 831 and encodes 274 amino acids. The record is from RefSeq and is a predicted model, not a curated record. Gene Ontology annotation, biological process: U5 snRNA 3'-end processing; U1 snRNA 3'-end processing; exonucleolytic trimming to generate mature 3'-end of 5.8S rRNA from tricistronic rRNA transcript (SSU-rRNA, 5.8S rRNA, LSU-rRNA).
UUCAAAAUGGCGGCAGAUUUUAAGGCCGCACAGCCUUUGGAAUAUUACAGAAGGUUUUUGGAGGAAGAUAUUCGACCUGAUGGCAGAAAUUUGCUUCAGUUUCGAAAUACUGUCAUCAAUAUUGGAUCAAUUGCAACUGCGGAAGGAUCGUCUAUUGUAAAGUUGGGGAAUACAACCAUAGUUUGUGGAAUUAAGGCAGAAUUGGCUAAUCCAAAUCCCGAACACCCAAAGAAAGGUUUCAUAGUUCCUAAUAUUGAUCUACCUCCAUUGUGUUGUCCUCGUUUUCGUCCUGGACCUCCGAGUGAACAAGCCCAAGUUUUAAGUCAGUUUAUUGCCGAUACUGUAUUAAAUUCAGAGAUGAUCGACCUGGAAGAAUUAUGUAUUCUGGAGGGUCAGCUUGUUUGGUGUUUGUACGUUGAUCUUGUGUGUCUAAAUUACGACGGAAAUAUAGCCGAUGCCAGUAUGAUUGCGUUUCUUGGUGGUAUUUCAAACACGAGAUUAUAUGAGAUUACAAUCAACGAAGAAACAAAUACCCCAGAACCAAGUGAAACAAACGAGAUACCAUUGAAUGUGAAACAACAACCAAUAGCUUCAACGUUUGCUAUCAUUGACAAUUCAGUUAUUUCUGAUCCUACGGAUGAUGAAGAAAGUUUAGCAACUGGAGUGAUGACUAUUGUUGUUACAUCUGAAGGAAACGUUUGUUCUGUUCAUAAACCAGGCGGCACUCCGUUACCAUCUGAUGUUCUUGUAAAAAAAUGUACGAACGAAGCGAAAAAAAGGGCAAAAAGUGUUCAGAAGCUUGUUAACACAGCUUUGCAGGAAAUAUCAUGAUGUCUGAUACGCACAGUCGUGGAUUUACAGAAAUCAUUUGGUUUUUUUAUUGGCGUUACUUGAUAACCUCUGAAAAUCAAGUCACCAACGUCUUCUGGUUCUGGUUGCUGUUCGUGUUGUAGGGCUGUAAUUUUUUGGAUUUAUUUAUUGAGGUGAGUAAAUUACACAUAGUUUUCACGUGUUUCUGUCGAACGAACUUCUCUGGAAGACUGGAACUACAUGCCAAUAUUUAAUGAAGCUAAGGAUCAAGCACAAAACAUGAACCACUGCCUCCCAAAAAAAAACAACAGAAUCCUCCGCGGUGCCAAGCUGAAACAUUUUGACACGCAAACCGCGGCUUGAGGUUAUAACGCCAAACUUUUACCAAAAUUGAUGUGUCUGGAUCUACUGAGUUUGUUUAUUGAACGUGAACACUCAUAACGCAACUUACAGUAACAAGGAAAUAUGUCUCAAUUCUCAUUUCUUGAGAGAAAAUUGGUGAAAAUAUCUAAUUCAUUGGAUAUCGUCUGGUAGCUAAUUCUUCUACCUACAAACACGUUUUAUUGUUUCCAACGAGUAUAGAACAAUAUAGAAAUAUAACAACAAUAUAUACAAGCAUAAAGUUUGUUUAG